UCCUGCAGGCCUGGACGAUGGGCAACGUGAUGGACGGGAAGUCGGUGGAGGAGCUGAGCAGCACCGAGUGCCACCAGUGGUAUAAGAAGUUCAUGACCGAGUGUCCCUCCGGCCAGCUCACCCUCUAUGAGUUCCGCCAGUUCUUCGGCCUCAAGAACCUGAGCCCGUCGGCCAGCCAGUAUGUGGAGCAGAUGUUUGAGACCUUUGACUUCAACAAGGACGGCUACAUCGACUUCAUGGAGUACGUGGCGGCGCUCAGCCUGGUGCUCAAGGGCAAGGUGGAACAGAAGCUGCGCUGGUACUUCAAGCUCUACGACGUGGACGGCAACGGCUGCAUCGACCGCGACGAGCUGCUCACCAUCAUCCGGGCCAUCCGAGCCAUUAACCCCUGCAGCGACACGACCAUGACUGCGGAGGAGUUCACCGAUACAGUGUUCUCCAAGAUUGACGUCAAUGGGGAUGGGGAACUCUCCCUGGAAGAGUUCGUGGAGGGAGUGCAGAAGGACCAGAUGCUCCUGGACACGCUGACGCGAAGCCUGGACCUCACCCGCAUCGUGCGCAGGCUCCAGAACAACGAGGAGGAUGGGGACGGGGAUGGUGACCCUGCCACGGAGGCAGCCGGCUGAGCCCACCGCCC
Lemur catta (Ring-tailed lemur) is the source of this 637-nucleotide messenger RNA. Its product is annotated as guanylyl cyclase-activating protein 1. Gene Ontology annotation, molecular function: calcium sensitive guanylate cyclase activator activity; calcium ion binding. The transcript has 4 exons. Gene Ontology annotation, cellular component: photoreceptor inner segment; cone photoreceptor outer segment. Gene Ontology annotation, biological process: visual perception; positive regulation of guanylate cyclase activity. Bases 18 to 626 code for a protein of 202 amino acids. NCBI's taxonomy places the organism in Eukaryota, Metazoa, Chordata, Mammalia, Primates, Lemuridae. The record is from RefSeq and is a predicted model, not a curated record.